Molecule: messenger RNA, 1383 nt
Organism: Closterium sp. Naga37s-1
Lineage: Eukaryota; Viridiplantae; Streptophyta; Zygnematophyceae; Desmidiales; Closteriaceae
Source: the annotation of a GenBank genome assembly
AUGGCUAGUCCUACCUCAUAUGUCACGGCCAUUUGUCGGGUUGAGAGGGUCGUGGCGGGGAAUGCAGCGGGGAAUGCUGCGGGGAAUGCUGCGGGGAAUGCAGAGGGGAAUGGAGCGGGUAACAGUGAGGGAGGCAAGAGGAAGAGCUACGGGACGGGAGGCUUUAAGGAGGAGGAGGAGGCAGUGGCAGUGAUUGCUGGAGUGCUGAGGGAGAAAUUCGGGCCUCAGAUCGUGAGAGAGGAGGUGGAGGAGUGGGGGUGUGGGAUAAGAAGCAGCGAGGAUGAAAAGGGGGUGCAGAGAUUGAAAGAGGAGGAGGGAGAGAAGGAGGAGGAAGGAGAGGAGGAGGAAGAAGAGGAGGAGGAGGAAGAUGAGGAGGCGGAGGGGUGUGCAGAAGCGAGUGAGGAGGACGGAUCAGCAACCACAUUUCCCACACCUCCUCCUCCUCCACUCAACAGCCGGCGAGUCGUAUCUCCCUCCUCCCUCCUCUCCUUCUACCGUUUUUUCUCCUCCCACCUCGGCAUCUCCUCCGCUUCCACUGUCGCUUCCCUUCUCGCCUCCAACCCCCAACUCCUCCGCUCCAAUCCCACCAAUGACUUUCUGCCACGUGUCAGUCUCCUCCAGUCAUACGGCAUUUCCGAUGCUGACAUCGCGCACAUGACUUUGAGUAAACCAGCCUGGCUCCGCUCCUCCCUGCAACAGAUUCAGAACACGCUUGAGCUUCUUUUAGCUAAAGGCGUUCGUCGUAGCCGAUUGGGCCUCGUGCUCCGACGUGGACGCAACUUACUCUGCCGUGAGGCACGUUCAGCGAACCUGGACAUUCUGGUGGAGAAGGCAGGGGUUCCUGUGGACAAGCUGGGUGCUGGAGGGGAGGCGGCAUGGGCAAUAGCAGAACCAGCAGCAGAAAUAGGAGGAGGAGGGGGGGGCGGUGUGAGUGCUACAGCCUUGAUGGGCGCUGCCAUGCUCUCUGCAGCCCUCUUCGCCUUCUUCCUCCUCUCCCUCUCCCUCCUCUUCCCCAACAUGGCCCUUGCGAUUGCCGUUGGCCUGCUUGCUGCAGUGCAUGCGGCGUUGGCGGCAGCAGUGGUGGCUGCAGGGAGAGCGGGAAGGAGGGCGAGGGGCGGUGAAGGGGGGACUGCUGAUGGGGCUGGCGGGUGUUUUGACAACUUGGAAGUUGCAAGUCCCCUUUCCCUUACCUUCUCCCCCUCCUUAACCCUCUCACCCCCGCUCCUUACCCACUCUACCCCUUCCCCUUACCUCCUCCCCCUCCCAUUACUCCUUUCCCCUUCCCUUACCCCUUUCCCCUGCCCUGACCGACCCCCUCCCUUUCUCCCUACGCACUCCUUCUCCACUUUACCCUCUCCCUUACCAGUACCACCCCUCCCCUGA